Aspergillus japonicus CBS 114.51 is the source of this 804-nucleotide messenger RNA. RefSeq lists its product as uncharacterized. Bases 145 to 804 code for a protein of 219 amino acids. The record is from RefSeq and is a predicted model, not a curated record. The transcript has 3 exons. NCBI's taxonomy places the organism in Eukaryota, Fungi, Ascomycota, Eurotiomycetes, Eurotiales, Aspergillaceae.
AUCACUAGGAACAUUCACUACCGAACCCAUACCACGUCUGCAAAGUUUGCUAUAACAUAUCCCUCUUCGUCUCUGUGGGGAUUUCUUUGUUCCUUUCCUGUCUGUCCCUCUCUCUUGUAGACUAACUUCCACACCUCGACCACCAUGCCACACCCCGAAGAGAAACCCAAGGGCGGAAGCAAGGCGCUCACCGAGUCGAGCCCGCUGAAAUGGCAGUCGGCGGGGCUGGCGGGGCCGCCGACGAUGGCGGACGUGAGGGGGACGGGGUCGGCGGAGCUGGGGAAGCGGUUCGCGCCGGCCAAGAAAGCCGCGAUGGACGGCCGGGAGGCGACGGUGACGGGUGCUGGGGGUGGAUCUGGGGGAACGUGGAGCUGCUGGACCGCGGGGAGCUGCAGCGCCGCGACGACACGGACUCCACCUCGUUCGCGCACAGCUUUUGUGCUGGCCGUCGGGGCGCGAGGGCGUCCGCGUCUACCCGGCGUGGCGGCGCGCGCGCACGCGACCAUCGCUUCGAUCAGUAUCUCGCGGACGGGCGGGUCGAGGCUGCGCUCGUGGGCCGAGGCACGGGCCUUCCUGGCGAGUUUUGGCAGGCUCUCUCGGUUCCAGAAGCAAUGGUCGCCGGAGUUGAAUAGUGCGUAUGCGGAGUGUUGUGGUAUUGAUCUGGACGAGAUCUGUGGGGAUGGACGGCCGGGGCUUCCGAUUGUCCCGGUUUACCGGCCCAGGGUACGGAUCUUCGAGAUCAACGACGUUCAGGUCGAGCAUAUUAGGAAGUGUACGUGGGACGGCGGCCCUCAGACGGGAUGA